This is a messenger RNA of Tachyglossus aculeatus (Australian echidna), 628 nucleotides long. It is a transcript of the gene PVALB, whose product is annotated as parvalbumin. The record is from RefSeq and is a predicted model, not a curated record. NCBI's taxonomy places the organism in Eukaryota, Metazoa, Chordata, Mammalia, Monotremata, Tachyglossidae. Gene Ontology annotation, cellular component: nucleus; cytoplasm. The coding region runs from base 105 to 437 and encodes 110 amino acids. Gene Ontology annotation, molecular function: calcium ion binding. The transcript is spliced from 5 exons.
UUUUCUCCUCUGUCCCGGGUCAAGUUUUGCGGCAUCAGCGUUAAUAUUCUGCGGCAUAAAUUUGCAUUAAGGACGGAUCCGCCGACCGGGCGUCGAGUUGCAGGAUGGCCAUGACAGACUUGCUCAGCGCCGAUGAUAUCAAGAAGGCUGUGGGGGCCUUUUCAGCCGCCGAAUCCUUCAAUCACAAGAAGUUUUUCGAGAUGGUGGGAUUGAAGAAUAAGAGCAAGGAUGAGUUGCAGAAGGUGUUUCACAUCCUGGAUCAAGACAAGAGUGGCUACAUUGAGGAGGAUGAACUGACACUCAUCCUGCAGAGCUUUAUCGCGGGUGCCAGAGACCUGUCCGAUAAAGAAACCAAGACACUCCUGGCUGCUGGAGAUAAGGAUGGGGAUGGCAAAAUUGGUGUCGAAGAAUUCACAACCCUGGUGGCUGAAUCAUAAAAAGGCUCUGACCAACCCAGACCCUCCACCUGCCUCUCUCUGCCUAAUUCCAACCAUCUCCCGCUGACCGCCUUGGUUUCUGUUCUUUUUUUUAUGUUAUUUUCUACUCCGACCCUAUUCCCUAGAGCCCUGUAACUCAAUCCUCGUUCUGGAAGAUGUCGUUAAAAUAAUAAAGGUCACCACAACCUGGA